UCCCACCAUCUCUCCACAUUGUGAAGUACUCGAGUCGAGAACGAGAAACUCUCUAAGCGCACACUAACUUCUUCAAUCAACCCUGCGAACGUUUCCCUACUCCUUGGUUUGAUCUUCAACUUGAUUCGAAGUUUCAAGCAGGAAGGAAAAAGAAUCUAUAGCAAAGAUGUCGAUUAUUCCGAGCAUCUUCGGUGGCCGAAGAAGCAAUGUCUUUGGUCCCUUCUCUCUCCAUGUUUGGGAUCCGUUCAAGGAUUUCCCCUCAACCAGUGCUCUGUCCUUCCCUCAAUUCUCAAACGAAACAGAUGUCUUCGCCAAUGCUCGAAUCGAUUGGAAGGAAACCCCAGAGGCCCAUGUCUUCAAAGCCGAUCUUCCUGGGCUCAAGAAGGAAGAAGUGAAAGUCGAAUUGGAAGAAGGUAGAAUCCUACAGAUCAGCGGAGAGCGCAGCAGAGAGAAGGAAGAGAAGAACGAUAAGUGGCAUUGGGUGGAGCGUAGCAGUGGCAAGUUCCUCCGCCGGUUCAGGUUGCCGGAGAAUGCCAGGAUGGAUCAGGUGAAGGCUGCGAUGGAGAAUGGGGUUCUUACAGUAACUGUCCCCAAGGAAGAGGUGAAAAAGCCUGAAGUCAAGACCGUCAAAAUCUCUGGCUAGAAUUAGAAUGAAUAUUGAUAGGAAAGGGGCUCAUUUGAGUCUUGUAUGCACUUUGUAGAGAUGGUUUAAAAUAUGUUUUAAUCAAAUAUUAAGCCAAAUUUAGCAUUGUAAAUUUGCAAGAGAACUCUCUCUUCUCUCUCUCUCUCUCUUU
Molecule: messenger RNA, 794 nt
Organism: Nelumbo nucifera (sacred lotus)
Lineage: Eukaryota; Viridiplantae; Streptophyta; Magnoliopsida; Proteales; Nelumbonaceae
Product: 17.8 kDa class I heat shock protein-like
Source: RefSeq, a predicted model, not a curated record